This is a messenger RNA of Ectocarpus sp. CCAP 1310/34, 1673 nucleotides long. The record is from the annotation of a GenBank genome assembly. Lineage: Eukaryota; Phaeophyceae; Ectocarpales; Ectocarpaceae.
GUGUUUCAACGCAAAGCGCAAGCGUUGGAGGAGAGGAAAGGAGAAAAAGUGAGACUGCCAACCGACCGAAAAACGCGGCGUAACUUGUCGGUGGGAGCAUGGCCGACUUGGAUGCCUUCGAACAGUCACCGCCGUCAACGCCACAGCAGGAGCCGCAGCUGCCGCCGCCGCCACCGCCACCGCGAGACAUCAACCCUUUCGGGCAGCCGGCAACUCCAGAGUCGAAGGAGGGCAACGAGGUUGAUUUGAACGCCUCGCUCGAACCCCCUAGGCCUUCGACUCCUCCUCCUCCGCCUCCGAUCCCUGCGAGAGAAGCGGCGGGAUCGGAGCACAGCGAAGCAUCGGCUGCCGCGCCCGUUCUCUCUCCUCGUCCGCCCAGUUCUCCGCCCCCUCCUCUGCCUGGCGGUGGUGGUGGACCGGGGGUUGGUGCACUCGGGUCAGCGGCGGUGGCAGCGGCGACAGCAGCUGUGCUCGCUAGCGGGACCACGCGGAAGAGAAAAGCUCUGGAUGAAACGCGAACUUUCGAACAGAGGAGACACAGCCACUUCGGCGAGAAGUACGACGGGGAUAGCCUGUACUGGAAGUGCUUCGUGGAACUGAUCCGGCGAAGCCAGGCCAACAAUCGCCGCGCCAUCAGCUACGCCACGCAAAAGCUCUCGGCCACGCACGCGUACGCGAAAUCCCUCUACGCGAUCAGGGAUCGAGUGGACAGCUUGGAACCGGGCACAACCGAGGCGCUCCGAGAAAAGGAGAGGAGAAAAAACAACCACAAGAAAUGGCCACCGCAGCAGUUGCCGCUGCCGCCCCAACAACGGCGCGGGAGCGGAACGGAUGCGGGGGGACUGCCACCUCAGCCGGCGAGCGCGUUAGACUGUCUCUUCGAGAUGGAGGAGUGGACGGCGAUGCGAACGAUCGACAUGUGCCAAGAGGCGCACGUUACGGUGAUCGACAACCAGCUGAACGCGAUGGUCAAGAAGCUGGACGAACGCUUCGCCGAGAUGGUGGGCCAGGGCACGGCGUGCCUUCGCCUGAUGCACUCGGCAGAGAUGAACUCCGUCAAGGCCUACGGGCGUUACCAAGAGAUUGUGACGGCGAGUCUCGAAAGAGAAGCGUCUCCUGCACGCGCGACCGCACCGCUGACUUUGAGGGACGUUGCGGGAUCGGAUAUCUGGCUGGCGGACAUGAACUACCGUGUGGCGGUGACCCAGCAGGCGAGGGUGUGGAAAGGGGUUAGCGCGAAGCUCGGCGACCUGUUCGGGAAGAUGAAGGACAUCGAAGUGGAGAGGAGAAAGGCCAUCCAAGGUGGCCUAACGGCAAUGGUGCAGCUUCAAGACGCCCUCUGGCGGGAUCUUCCCGCCUUGAAGGACCCCGUCCUGCACACGUUGGACCGGAUCAACGUGGACAGACAUCUGCUCGACCAGGAGGUGCGCCAGCAAAUGCGCGUGGGGGCGGCGAGACUUCUUGCCGGCAGGCAAGAGAACGGCGCCAGCGCCGGCGCCGGUGGCGGGGGCCCCAACGAAGGAGCCAGCGGGGGCGCUCCGGCCGGGGCGACGGCGGCGGAUGCGGCGGCGACCGCGAGCGGCGGCGGCGGUUCGGUGGAACGGUCGGAGACAAUUCCUCCUGACUUCUUGGCGGGCCUCGAGUCCCCCUUGGCCAGCUCCCUCAUCGUAUGA